AUGUCCACACUACUCGACAAUGGUGUUUACAACGAUACUUCACUCUUCUUCUCAGAAAAUCUUCAAGACGUCGACAUCAGGCAGUUUCGGGUUGCAUGGUUCUAUCGUGCUGAGUUUGAGCAUCAGGAAGAGAACGAUACCUUGACUCAGCUCAUUACCAAUGGCAUCUCAUCUCGAGCGGACUUCUGGCUCAACAAGGAAUACUUCAGUGAGACGACUGGAGCGUAUGGGGGUGCUGAGCUGGAUAUCACGUCAAAACUACGACUCGGAACAAACAUUCUUCUUGUGAAGGUGUAUCCUACGGACUAUAACCGCGACUUUGCCCUCGGAUUCGUUGACUGGAAUCCUUACCCACCCGACAACGGGACAGGUAUUUGGCGCGAUAUUCAACUUAAGAAGACUGGCCAGGUCAGUCUCGAUAAGCCGCGCAUCAAAACAACCUUGGAGGGCGAUGUAGACUUCUCCGUUAGCGUCAAGAAUCUAGGCGAGAAGCGAAUAGAAGGGAGAGUUCAGUGUGCUGUGACUGACCCAGAUGGCAAAGAACUCGGAAGACCCCGUGUCUCCUUCGGGGCAGAUGGCAAAGCCUCGGAUUUAGUAGCAUUGUACCUGAAGGUCAAAACACCCCAGACCUGGUAUCCAUCUCAGUGGGGUGAUCAACCACUCUACAGCGUUCAAUGCACUGCAACCAAGAACAUUGCCUCCGACGUUUCAUCAGUAUACGAUCAAACAUCCAAAACGAGAUUUGGCAUACGUACAGUAACUUCCCGGCUCAACCCCUACAACGACACGGUUUUCUCAGUCAACGGCCAUCCUUUCCAGGUCCUUGGUGCCGGCUACACAUCUGACAUCUUCCUACGCUUCGACCUUGAGAAGCUGCGUGCGCACUUUCAGUACGUCCUAGACAUGGGCAUGAACACCGUCCGUCUCGAAGGCAAGCAGGAACAUCCUGAACUGUACGACUUGGCAGACGAGAUGGGCAUUAUGCUGUUACCAGGGUGGGAGUGCUGCGACAAGUGGGAGGGCUGGACUUACAACGAGGAGGGUACUGGCGAGAAGUGGGACAACAAAGACUAUGAGACUGCAGCUAGGUCUAUGGCACACGAAGCAAGUAUGAUGCAGAACCAUCCGAGUGUAAUGGGAUUUCUGGUAGGAAGUGAUUUCUGGCCCGACAACAGAGCGACUGAUCUGUAUGUGAACACGCUCAGAGACUACAACUGGACCACUCCAAUCAUAGCGUCCGCCUCACAAAACGGGUUUCCGUCUCGACUUGGUAACGGCGGCCUGAAGAUGACUGGUCCGUACGAUUGGGUGCCACCAAACUACUGGUAUGACACUGACAACGGCAACAAUACACACUUGGGUGCAGCAUUUGGCUUUGGUUCUGAGCUUGGUGCUGGAGUUGGUACUCCCGAAUACGGCAGCUUGACCAAAUUCCUCUCGUCGUCUGACCUCGACGAUCUCUGGAAAAGCCCAGACAAAGGCCUCUACCACAUGAGUACGAACGUUUCAUCUUUCUACACGCGCACAAUUUACAACGAGGGACUCUUCAAACGCUAUGGCUCACCCAAAAGCCUAGCUGACUACAUCUUCAAAUCACAAAUGGCAGACUACGAAGCUACGCGUGCCCAGUUCGAAGCCUACCUCUCGCGUUGGAGUGCCGAGCGCCCUGCAACGGGCUUGGUAUAUUGGAUGCUAAACAAUGCCUGGCCAAGCUUACACUGGAGUUUAUUCGAUUACUAUCUACAUCCAGGCGGAAGCUACUUUGGCACUCAAUCUGCACUCGGAAACAUGGAGUCCGCAGUCUACGACUACCACUCUCGAGACAUCUAUCUUGUGAACCGCAACCUAUUCCCCAACGAUGCCAACAGUACAAGAAGCGUAGACGUAUCCCUCAUCAGCCUCUCCGGCGAAACCAUCGCAGAAGAAACCUCCAACGCACUCACAACCCCCAAUACGAGCAACCGUGCCACACGCAUCGAAGCCCUCGACAACAUCACUGAAGCAGUCCUGCUCCGCCUCAUCCUCAGAUCUUCCUCCUCCGACAACGACAUUCUAAGCAGAAACGUAUACUGGCUCGCCCCCAACCCAGACAUCCUAGACUGGGAUAACUCAACCUGGUACCACACGCCCGUGACCUCCUUCAGCAACCUCACCGCCCUCGAGACAAUGGACGAAGCCACCAUCGUCGUGCGCGGCAAGGGUCAGAGUAUUCAACUAGAGAAUACGUCCGAUGUGCCCGCUGUGUUCGUACGGCUGAAUCUCGUUGACGAGCAGGACAGGGAUGUUGUUCCUGUGCUCUGGGAGACGAACUAUAUCACGCUUUGGCCGCGGGAGUCAUAUGAUAUCGCGGUGAGCGCUGGGAGUGGGUUGGCGGUUGAUGAGUUGAGGGUGCAGAUUGAUGGGCGCAAUGUAAGGAGCAGAACGGUGAGGCUGAAUGGGGGGACGCAGGUUCUGGAAGGAGAUGGGUUUCAAUUGUAG
This is a messenger RNA of Ascochyta rabiei, 2478 nucleotides long. Its product is annotated as Exo-1,4-beta-D-glucosaminidase. The coding region runs from base 1 to 2478 and encodes 825 amino acids. NCBI's taxonomy places the organism in Eukaryota, Fungi, Ascomycota, Dothideomycetes, Pleosporales, Didymellaceae. The transcript has a single exon. The record is from RefSeq and is a predicted model, not a curated record. Gene Ontology annotation, biological process: carbohydrate metabolic process. Gene Ontology annotation, molecular function: hydrolase activity, hydrolyzing O-glycosyl compounds.